GAGACGUAAGUUAGCAACACAGCGUUAACAUGUCUAAAGCACAAAUACUGAGAUCUUUAGUCAACCAGAGACUCACUGCAGCUGCUGAAGAGAUAUUUGAGCUGUUUGAAAGAACGAUAGCAGAGCACGAGGAGGAACUUUCUCGUUCUAAAGAGGAGAACGAGCGACAACGGAAACUACUGGACGCUGUUUUCAACCCUCAGCUUCGGUUACACAGAGCAGACAUCCAGCAGCUGAUGGUGGUUAAAGAAGAGGUUCUACCUGAGCAGCGGGAGUGGAGCUGCAGUCUGAACCCGGAGAACCCAGAGCCCCCACACAUUAAAGAGGAACAGGAGGAACUCUGGACCAGCCAGGAGGGAGAGCAGCUUCAAGGGCUGGAGGAGGCUGAUACCGAGUUCUCAAUCACUCCUGUGAAGAGAAAAGAAGAUGAAGAGGAAGCUCAGUCCUCACAGCUUCAUCAAAGACAAACUGAACAGAUGGAACCAGAAGCUGAUGGAGAGGACUGUGGAGGACCAGAACCAGACAGGAACUCAGAUCCAGAUAGACCUCCAGAAUCAGAUACUGAGAAGACUGGAGACUCUUCUGAACUCGAGACUGAUGACAGUGAGGAUUGGAAGGAGACCAGAGAACCUCAGCCAGGUUCAAACUCUUUGAAAAAUGAUGAAGUCCCUGUCAGUGAUUCAAGAUGUGGGACUGGUGGGAAACAGUUUAGAUGCUCCGAUUGUGAGAAAACAUUUGGCACCCGUGGAGCUCUUAAGAAACACAUGAUAAUGCACACAGGAGAGAAACCUUACAGCUGCUCAGUUUGCAAGAAAUCUUAUAAACGGAGUCAUACUUUACGGAUACACAUGAAAACUCACAGGGGAGAGAAACCUUUCAGCUGCUCAGAGUGUGGUAAAGGUUUCAUUGAAAAUGGAGCCCUGAAGGCCCACAUCAGAAUCCACACGGGUGAGAAACCUUACAGCUGCUCAGUGUGCAAGAAAUCUUGCACGGACUGGAAGUUUACAGACACACAUGAGAAUCCACACAGGAGAGAAACCUUACAGCUGCUCAGUUUGCAAAAUAUCUUUUGCACGGAGUGGAAAGUUACAGACACACAUGAUGACUCACAGGAGAGAAUCACCUUUAGCCCUUUAACCCAAUCACCCCCUGCCAAGUUUCAUCACCGCUGCUCACGUGAGCUUUGAAGUCCCCCAGCAGAACUGUUACGUCCCGGUGGGGACCAGGGAGUAACAGUUGAUGGUAAGUGGUCGAAGGAAGAGGGGGAAACGCUGGUUUAAAGAAAGAAAAUGGUUUAUUAACACAAGAAAGGCAAUGGCAACAAAAGAACACUGCUCCGCAGAGAAUCACACAAAAAGCAGGCUUACACUGAGCAGGCCGAGACUGAUCUAAGAGACCAACAAAAGGAGAAAACACAAGGUUAAAUAAAGUUACACAAGAAAACAACUACC
Messenger RNA from Anoplopoma fimbria (sablefish), 1451 nucleotides. RefSeq names its product zinc finger protein 177-like. Gene Ontology annotation, molecular function: RNA polymerase II transcription regulatory region sequence-specific DNA binding; DNA-binding transcription factor activity. Lineage: Eukaryota; Metazoa; Chordata; Actinopteri; Perciformes; Anoplopomatidae. The record is from RefSeq and is a predicted model, not a curated record. Gene Ontology annotation, biological process: negative regulation of DNA-templated transcription. Gene Ontology annotation, cellular component: nucleus.